UAUAGCUAUAUAUCACUCAGGUGGGCGGCAUAGAUGAGUUUAUAUAAAGUUGGCCAUGCCGCGUAGAUCCUGAUAUGAUGUGAGGUACACCUAUAUAUCUCUUCUCACGUCGUCGAAGAUCGUCACAGAGCCGCAACGCAACCCCUUUUCGUCGUUACCACAACUUGAGACCUAUCUACCCACCCACCUAUCCAACAGACAAGACGUGCUCGAAAUCAUGGGUCUCAACGGAAACCGCCUCCUACUGGCUCUCCUCGCCGCCGCAGCGCCCGCCACCCCCGCGACAAUCCACCUCUGCGGCGACUCCACUAUGGCCAAAGGCGGCGGCGGCUCGGGCAUCCCCACGGAAGGCUGGGGCGAGUAUCUCAAGUACAGCUUCGGCUCGGACUUCACGGUGCACAACGCGGCGAUCGGCGGGCGCAGCGCGCGCUCCUACACGCGCGAGGGCCGGUUCACGGAUGUGGCUAACGUGGUGCAGCCGGGCGACUGGGUUGUGGUCGAGUUCGGGCACAACGAUGGCGGCAGCCUGGCCAACGACAACGGGCGCACGGACUGCAGCGGCGGCGGCGACGAGACCUGCGAGACGACGUACAACGGCGUCAAGGAGACGGUGCUGACCUACCCGGCGUACUACAAGAAUGCGGCGAAGCUGUUCUUGUCGAAGGGCGCGAAGGUUAUCCUCAACUCACCUACGCCGAACAAUAUCUGCGAGAGCGGCACUUGUGUGGACGAUGUGGCGAGGUUUGAUUACUAUGCUUGGAACGCGGCCGCCGAACUCGCCAGCCCGGACGUCUACCACGUCCCGCACAAGCAGUACGCCGUGCAAGCGAUGAAGAACCUCGGCCCCGCCAAGGUCAACGCGAACUACCCCAAGGACCACACGCACACCGGCGCGUACAUGGCCGACGUCAUGGCGGGAAGCUUCGUGCUGGGUCUCAAGUGCGGGACCACGGCGUUGGGCAAGGCGGCCAAGAACUCGACGGAGAGCCUCACAUCGACGUUCUAUGGCGCUUGCAUACCGCAGAACAGCACUGUUCCUAUUUAGGGCUGUAGGUAGGUGUGUAUAUAGCUGCACUUACGUUAGGCCUACUUGCCUUGGAACAUUGUUAAAAAUAUAGGAUUGGUAAUCUUGAGUUUCAGGUCCAGUGUGAUGACUCGGCAAUGUGUAAAACUGAAUGUGACUGAGGUCAAGGUAACUGCUCUUGUAUGAUCUGUUGCACUUGUAUGGCCAUAGAUACGGGCUGAGAAAUUAUGGAUGUGUCUAACCUAGGCACCUACUCAUACCGUAAAUCUCGGACUUCAUUUUAGGUUUCUAUAUCAACUAGGUAAUCGACGCUUACAUAGGCCUUGGCUUUUGCGAGUCUUGUAAAGGGGGGG
Molecule: messenger RNA, 1377 nt
Organism: Hypoxylon fragiforme
Lineage: Eukaryota; Fungi; Ascomycota; Sordariomycetes; Xylariales; Hypoxylaceae
Product: carbohydrate esterase family 12 protein
Exons: 2
Coding region: 218-1045 (275 amino acids)
Molecular function (GO): hydrolase activity, acting on ester bonds
Source: RefSeq, a predicted model, not a curated record